Messenger RNA from Erinaceus europaeus (western European hedgehog), 522 nucleotides. Its product is annotated as zonadhesin-like. Lineage: Eukaryota; Metazoa; Chordata; Mammalia; Eulipotyphla; Erinaceidae. The record is from RefSeq and is a predicted model, not a curated record. Bases 86 to 499 code for a protein of 137 amino acids. Gene Ontology annotation, molecular function: protein binding. The transcript has 3 exons.
CGCACCCCCCCAGCCUUGAGGUGCCCAGCCAACACCGUCUACCAGAGCUGCAUGAGCCCAUGCCCAGCGUCCUGUGCCCACCCCGAUGCACCCCUGCACUGCCCUGGGCCCUGCGUGGAGGGCUGCGCCAGCCUCCCGGGCUUCGUCUUCAGCGGUGCCCAGAGCCUGCCCCCUGGCCCGCUGUGGCUGCAAGGCACAAGGCAUCUAUUAUCAGCAGGGGGACAGUUUUGUGUCAGAGGACUGUGCCCAGCGCUGCACCUGCAUCAGCUCUGGCGUCCUGAACUGUGUGCCCUUGGGCUGCCGCGAUGGGGAGGUCUGCACCCUGGGGAACCUCACUCGAGGCUGCUUCCGAGAAGGCCCAUGCCUGCAGAACCCCUGUCAGAAUGAUGGGCAGUGUCUGGAGCAGGGGGACCACUUCACCUGUGAAUGUGAACUGGGGUAUGGGGGAGACCUCUGUGAGGAGCCUCAGGAUGUGCCACCCCCCCCAAAAGCCAGGUAAGCACUUUGUACCUGGCUCUGUAG